CUACUGGGCAGUAUAAAUGUGGUUUUGUUUACCAGGGCAGUAGCCAAAAUCACUGACUACUGGAGUUGAUUCUGAAUCACGCCUGUCUGGAAAUCAAUUGCACUCACUGAAUUCUUUGGAGUUCUGGCCAUAAGCUGAGGCGCAACAUAUUACCUGCUUUACGCCCACAUUCGGUAGGGAACCGAACCGCAAACUCGGACAAUAUCUAGCAUAAAUCACUGCAGACCGACACGCAGACAAUAUCUCCAUGUUGUUCUACUUUUAUCGUCCUCCCAGUUUCUGUUCCACUCUAUUGCGACGACGGCUUGUAAUCAUCGACCGUAUCACAUCCCCUCAAUCCUUGGCCAAGAUGAGUGUUCCAACUCAGCAGCUUCCCUCCGAGCCCGCCUGCCGCAGAUUAGUACAAUUCUACGAACUGCAGGGCGCCGAUAACCGCGGUCGACGCCUUCAGCAGAUCAUUGAAUGGAGCGACAACCGUCUGGAGUCUUGUCACGACUACAUCCAGACGCUGUUUCCUCUGCCCGAAGAGUCCAUGUUUGCCGAUGCACCCGUCAUCGACGAGGAGACUUAUCUGUACUGGCGGCAGCACGCUUCACUGCGUCAAAACCUACGGCGCGCUUUUGAGCGCAUUCUCACCUUCUAUGGCUUCGAGAUCUCAUGGGACGAAGCCGAUGGCGGCGGUGCUGAUCGAAAACCGCACAUCUCGGAAAAGAGAGGGGCCCGAUCGAAUCUGGCGCGUUGGGUUAGGCCCAUGGACCACAACCACCUGCGCAUCACGCGCAUUCUCAGGAGCCUGCGCGUCCUGGGGAUGGAGGCGGAGGCCAGAGAAUUUCACCAGGCCCCUCUCGAGCGUUUGCCAGAAAUAUGGCAUAGUUGGUGGCACCAGUCAGAAGUUUUGGAGACGGGCUAUGGAAUUCCCCUUGCAUGUUGCGCCAGAUGGAACAGAAGUGGACUGGCUGGAGAAGUAUGAAGCCGCAGUCGACGCAUCGGAAGAUGAGCAGGAUACUAGCGACGAAGCCAGUGCACAGGAGCAGAAUACGGCAGACAGGGAAGGAAAUACCCGUUAGAUUUGAUGUCAAAAGCUCUGUUGAUGUUACUAUUUUCUAGACAGAACAGCAUGGCAUGUGAUAUGUCACCAUCAGCUCUUUCACUGACUGAAAUGUGCCAGACAGAAUAUGUGUGCAUAUUCAUUCAGGUGAUGUAUUCUUCAUAAGAAUGGUCCAAUAGCUCGUUUUCCGACUUUGGCAUGACAAAAGUUGGAACUUUUAAG
Messenger RNA from Truncatella angustata, 1270 nucleotides. Its product is annotated as opioid growth factor receptor conserved region-domain-containing protein. The record is from RefSeq and is a predicted model, not a curated record. The coding region runs from base 248 to 970 and encodes 240 amino acids. Gene Ontology annotation, cellular component: membrane. Lineage: Eukaryota; Fungi; Ascomycota; Sordariomycetes; Amphisphaeriales; Sporocadaceae. The transcript has a single exon. Gene Ontology annotation, molecular function: opioid growth factor receptor activity.